AUGGAGUGGUUCCAGUCUCAGGCUGCUCACUUCGACCCCCGGUUCUUCCCCAUCCUACCACCGCAGUUCUUCCCCCCGGCCUACUUCAUCAUGCCGGACCAGUUCUACCCCCCGUCCCACCCCGUUCUGAGAUCCGCCUCCUACUACCCUCCACCCGCAACGAUGGGGAAGAACGAACACCACGUCCCAUCCGUCCAGGAGGAGAUUCUGGGAGGAAACGCCACGUCUCCUGUGACACCACCUGAAGGUGGACGUGUAGACGAUGGCUGUGUGAUCACUGCUCAGGCUCAUGCCACUGACGUGCUCACACUCGAUCUACAUGCGGCACCAGAAACACCAGCACCAGCUGAGUCAGAGCCCGAACCUCAACCCACCUCCAGUCUGCCACCUGAAACUGUGGGCGUCGAGGAGCCUUUGUCCUCCAGACCCGCGAGUCCAAAGGCACUGAUGUGGGGCGAGAUAAUGGACAGCGUCGACCCAAUCCCAUCCAGACCCUCAACUCCCACAUUACUCCCUUGGGGAGAACUAAUGGAGGAAAUGGGGCGCCAAAAGGAUGGAGGGGCAGGUGGACGACAUCCUGGAGGUCGUCCCUCAGUAACAUCGACACGCCCUGACUGGAAAUGA
This is a messenger RNA of Neoarius graeffei (lesser salmon catfish), 624 nucleotides long. RefSeq names its product ras-associated and pleckstrin homology domains-containing protein 1-like. The record is from RefSeq and is a predicted model, not a curated record. The coding region runs from base 1 to 624 and encodes 207 amino acids. NCBI's taxonomy places the organism in Eukaryota, Metazoa, Chordata, Actinopteri, Siluriformes, Ariidae. The transcript has 4 exons.